Messenger RNA from Lathyrus sativus (Indian pea), 1599 nucleotides. The record is from the annotation of a GenBank genome assembly. NCBI's taxonomy places the organism in Eukaryota, Viridiplantae, Streptophyta, Magnoliopsida, Fabales, Fabaceae.
AUGAAGUUUUAUAUAUCUGCAAAGGGAAUUAAGCGAUUCACGAUAUCGAACGGCGGAGGUAAGGGAUCGGCUAAGGAUACAACGGCGACGACGGUGGCAGGUGGUCCGACUGUAACUGCCUCUUCCAGUCGCCGAAUUUCACUCCGGGCGGUGCUUCCGGUAGUGUUAGUGCUCGGAAUCGUUCUACCGUUUAUUUUUGUUAGAGUCGCGAUCUUGGUGCUGGAAUCUGCUACUUUCUGUUCAUCAUUGGAGUGUGCUGGGUGGAGGUUUUUUGGAGGAGCUGACACGUCAUUGAAACUCAGAGAUGAGCUGACUCGAGCGCUGAUGGAAGCAAAUGAUGGAAGUGUUAAUGAUAAUGAAGGAGUAGGGUCAUUCAACGAACUUGUUAAAGAGAUGGUCUUAAAACAAGACCUCAAAGCUUUUGCUUUCAAGACCAAAGCAAUGUUAUUACAGAUGGAGCACAAGGUGCAAAGAGCAAAACAGCAGGAGUCAGUUUAUUGGCAUCUAGCUUCACAUGGUGUUCCACAAAGUCUACAUUGUCUUUGUCUUAAGUUGGCGGAAGAAUAUGCCGUAAAUGCCAUCGCUCGAUCUAGUCUACCUCCUCCUGAAUUCGCUUCUCGCCUUGCUGACCCUACUCUGCAUCACCUAGUUCUCCUAACUAAUAAUGUCCUAGCUGCCUCUGUUGUUGUAACUUCUACAGUUGAAAAUUCAGCCAACCCUGAAAAAUUAGUUUUUCAUGUUGUUACCGACAAAAAAACUUACGCUUCAAUGCAUGCAUGGUUUGCUACCAAUACUAUUCAGUCAGCUAUUGUGGAAGUUAGGGGAUUACACCAAUAUGAUUGGUCUGAAGAAAUGAAUGCUGGUGUUAAAGAGAUGCUGGAAACUAAUCACUUAAUUUGGAAGCACUACUACGAUAAAGAAAAGAACAUCAAUUAUAGUAAUUUGAACGCGUUACGGCCCAGCAGCCUUUCCUUGAUGAAUCAACUCCGCAUUUAUAUACCUGAGCUUUUUCCGGAUCUUAAAAAGAUAGUAUUCUUGGAUGAUGAUGUUGUGGCACAACGUGACAUAUCUUCUUUAUGGGACUUGGAUCUUAACGGUAAAGUCAGUGGUUCUGUAUUCAAGUCAUGGUGUGAAGACGACUGCUGCCCUGGAAGUAAAUACAUGAACUACUUGAACUUUUCACAUCCUCUCAUAUCAUCUAAUUUUGAUGAUGAACAGUGUGGAUGGCUUUAUGGCAUGAAUGUAUUUGAUCUUGAUGCUUGGCGAAGAACAAACAUAACCGAGACCUACCGGAAAUGGUUGAAACUUAACCUCGAAUCAGGGACAGCAUUGUGGAAUCCAGGAGUGCUUCCACCUGCAUUGAUUGCGUUUGACGGUCAAGUGCAUCCUAUAGAUCCAUCACUGAUUGUGACUGAUUUAGGUUAUCGUUAUCGAUCAGAAGAAAUUAGCAAAGAGAGUCUAGAAGCUGCUUCUGUUAUCCAUUUCAGUGGACCUGCAAAGCCAUGGCUUGAAAUUGGUUUCCCAGAAUAUAGAAGAUUAUGGAGUAGAUAUGUAAAUUCCUCUAAUAAGUUUGUAAGGAGAUGUAGGAUUAUAAGGUGA